This is a messenger RNA of Caenorhabditis elegans, 1278 nucleotides long. It is a transcript of the gene bus-4, whose product is annotated as N-acetylgalactosaminide beta-1,3-galactosyltransferase. Gene Ontology annotation, cellular component: membrane. The record is from RefSeq and is marked reviewed. Lineage: Eukaryota; Metazoa; Nematoda; Chromadorea; Rhabditida; Rhabditidae. The transcript is spliced from 8 exons. Bases 62 to 1168 code for a protein of 368 amino acids. Gene Ontology annotation, molecular function: glycosyltransferase activity; N-acetylgalactosaminide beta-1,3-galactosyltransferase activity.
CUUCCCUCACGUCACCCGUCUCAACUCAACAGUUCCCCCGGCCCCUUCAAGUCAUGAUUUUAUGAUGAUAUGUGUUCAUACUCAGAAGAAAUGGAGGGAACGAUUUAAGAAAAACAUUCGAAAUCUCCGAUCGAUGCGGUUAUGUGCUGAUGAGUACCGUCUCAGUCUGAUUAUUGUCUUCAUUAUUUUAUUCUUUGGUGCCUAUUUCCUCUAUCAAGUUCAAUAUAAGACUGGCAUCGAUUUGAUUCCGUUGUUUCCGAUUGAUGAUAGCGGUUUUGAAAACUACAAUGAACAGCUCCUCGGCUCGGUGAAAGUUUCCGAAAGUGCAAGAAACCAGGCGAAAAGUGGAUCCCUUCUGUGUUGGGCAAUGACAACCUCAAUAUAUCACAAGACACGAGUACCAGCGAUAACAGAAACAUGGCUUCGUAGAUGCGAUGCUGGUCAUCUGUUCACUAAUUCGGACAGGUUUCUCAAUGCUUCUACACCAUACCACACCGUUUUCGAUGGGCUACCUGAGAGCUAUUAUAAAUUGUUUUGGAAGACUCGACUGGCUCUUUUGUAUAUUUAUAAAUAUGUGUCAAAGGAUUUCGAUUGGUACUUCAAGGGUGACGAUGACACGUAUUUAAUUGUCGAAAACUUGCAAAGAUAUCUGGCCACUUUGGAUCCAAACAAGCCGUACUUUAUCGGAUAUCGGUUGAGUAGGCGGACGGAAACGGGAUACAAUGCGGGAGGAAGUGGCUAUGUGAUGAGUCGAGAAGCGAUGCGGAUAUUCGCAGAAAAACUGUUCAAUGACAAGCAAAAAUGCCCUUACCACGAAUGGGAAGACUAUGCAAUAGCGCAAUGUCUGGCAUCCGUGGGUAUUGUUCCAUUGGACAGUCGAGAUGAGAAGGGUAGGCAGAGAUUUCUUCCGUGGAGACCUGAACAACAUUUUUAUGCUGAUUUGACGAGAAGCUUUCAGAUGGAUCCUAUACAAGUUUGGGGCCCCGCGAUCUAUCACGAAAACUUGAUCAGCAUGCAUCAUUUGCAUCCAGAUGAAAUCCGCCUCAUCGAUGGAUUACUGUACUCAAUUGCACGUGGAAUUUGGAGACAAGAUGAUUUGGAAGAUGUCAGAAAUGAGACAACAACUGUCUCAACGUCAAUGGACGAUACACUUCCACCGCCAACUUGAACCAAAUUCCGUUAAUCAGACACACUUUUUCCCCACUGUUCUCAUACUUCUAGUCAUUUCUUCAACCCGUUUUUGUCUUUCUUCUCACGUGAUAUAAAUAGCCUUAUAAU